Molecule: messenger RNA, 5050 nt
Organism: Acinonyx jubatus (cheetah)
Lineage: Eukaryota; Metazoa; Chordata; Mammalia; Carnivora; Felidae
Gene: GPR141
Product: G protein-coupled receptor 141
Exons: 2
Coding region: 943-1848 (301 amino acids)
Biological process (GO): G protein-coupled receptor signaling pathway
Cellular component (GO): membrane
Molecular function (GO): oxysterol binding; G protein-coupled receptor activity
Source: RefSeq, a predicted model, not a curated record
UGCUCGCUUUUCUCUUUUUUUUAAUGCAGAAAUGUCAAAAUAGAGCUAAAAACUGGAGUAUAUUUAAAAUGUUGAUAUUUAACAAAUUAGCAUUUUAACUCACAGAUUUCUAUGCAAAAUUAUCAUGUAAUUUACACAAUAAUUAUAAUAUUUCUAGACUAUUACAGUGCUGCAUAAUAAGCUAGACAAAUUAGAGCAGUUUGAGGAACUUUUUUUUCUUUCAAAUGCUUGCCGUUUAUCUCUGUGACUGUGUGCUUAUCUUCUUUUGGAGAUAAUGUUAAGAGUCUAAAAAGCAAGGCUGUGGACAAAUGUACUCCCUUACUCUGCCACUCUAAUGGUCUCUGCUUGAACCAUCCUCUCUCUCACUCUAAGUAAAUCAACUGUUCAGUGUCAUAUCAUAGGCAAUAUUAUAUAUCCAUGACAGAGCUAAUCACCAAAAUACAUGAUAAGAAUAGUAGUUCUAGGUUCCCAGUGGGUGACAGAACAACUCUGUCAAUUUUCGAAGGGAAAUACUACAUAUACAAUCUUUCAUCCCAAACACAACACACAGUUUAUCUCCCCUUUUUGUUUUUGAUAAUAUCAUUUUUUUUCCUUAAUGGAUUCUUACAGUAGUCCUAAAACCUUAAUAUUUCUUGACAGUUGGCCUUGUUGUCAUUUUGCAACCUGGAUUACUGUUCAUCUUUUUAAGAGCCUGGGUUUUCAACGCUAGUGUGUUUGAAAUAGUUUUGAGGUUUUGUGGUUGCUGUUGACGCUCUUACGGAACUUCGAACACACCAGUUUCCUUUUGGUUUAGUGAACUGGCUGGGCCUUUCGAAUGCACUCAGUCCGUGGAAGUGCCCAAGCAGACUUAGUACUAGAAAAGAAUCCCAUCUGGAAUUCAGACAGGUGGCCCAUCUCAGUACCUCCCUGAGAAGUCUGGCUUUUUCAGGCGACUUCUGAAAUAUGGCUGACCACAACAGUUCUUCCUGCAGUCCUAUACUGACACCCCAUUUAACCAGGCUCUACUUCAUAGUGCUCAUUGGAGGACUGAUGGGCAUCAUCUCUAUUUUGUUCCUGCUGGUGAAAAUGAACACGCGGUCGGUGACUACCACAGCAGUCGUUAACCUGGUGGUGGUCCACAGUGUUUUCUUGGUGACAGUGCCUUUUCGCUUGACAUAUCUCAUCAAGCACAUCUGGACAUUUGGGUUGCCCUUCUGCAAAUUUGUGAGCGCCAUGCUACACAUCCACAUGUACCUCACAUUCCUGUUCUAUGUGGUGAUCCUGGUCAUCAGGUACCUCAUCUUCUUCAAGCGCAAGGACAAAGUGGAAUUCUACAGAAAACUGCAUGCUGUGGCGGCCAGUACUGGCAUGUGGCUGCUGGUGAUUGUCAUUGUGGUACCGCUGGUUGUUUCUCAGUAUGGAAAUUCUGAGACGUAUGAUGAGAAACACUGUUUUAAAUUCCACAAAGAACUUGCUCGUGCCCAUGUGCAAGUUAUCAACUAUAUGAUAGUCACUAUUGUUAUAGCCAUUGCAGUGAUUCUCUUGGUCUUCCAGAUCUUCAUCAUUAUGUCAAUGGUGCGGAAGCUACGCCACUCCUUGUUGUCCCACCAGGAGUUCUGGGCCCAGCUGAAAAACCUUUUUUUUAUAGGAGUCAUCCUUGUUUGCUUCCUUCCCUACCAGUUCUUUAGGAUCUAUUACUUAUAUGUGGUGGCACAGUCAAGUGACUGUAACAACACUGUUGCAUUUUAUAAUGAAAUCUUCUUGAGCGUAACAGCAAUUAGCUGCUUUGAUUUGCUGCUCUUUGUUCUUGGGGGAAGCCAUUGUAGACAAAAGAUAAUUGACCUAUGGAAUUGCUUUUUGUGCCGCUAGCCACAAACCACAGUAUUCAGAAUCCCUUUAUGUUGGGAGUAAAAAUGGGCACAGAGAGGCAGGAAGCGUUAUUUCCUUACUUGAUUAAAACCAUGCCUUGAUGCAGCCAAACAAAAAGACUAUAAAAUGUCAGAGCAUUCAUUCCAGUUCUUAUUUAAUCCCUGCCAUCUCUAAAUGAUGUCUAUAGAAAGACUAGUGAUGUUCAGUCCUCUUGGAGCUGCACUACAGCAUUAUUUUCCAGUAUAAAAUGUCUACUUGGCCCAUGUAGGUACCAUGGGUUUAAUGGUUUCUGAGUUUCACCAGCUUAUUUUGGUUUCAUCAGUUUGAAACAUGGUCUUUUUCAAGCUUUGGACAGAUUUAGCCCUCUAGUUCUUUUCAUUCCACUUAACCUUAGGUAAAUUAAUCCUGGCAAUGAAUCAGCCCCAAAGGCACAAACUCUACUUGGUUAACCAGAUAAGAUGUCCAUUCAAUUCCCACCCUGACAAAUAACAGAUAAGGGUGGAGAGCAGUAAGACAUUUUUCUAGAUUAUCAUAACUUUGGUAGGAAGUCACCUAUCUAGCAAUAAAGAGAAACAGAACUCCUUGCAGCCUUCUGCGGUAACAAGGCUAUCUAGAUUUGUCCUUUAAAAAGUCAAGUUUAAGAACAUGGGAUCAACAUCCUCAAUAAAUCCAAAAAUCAUUAAAAAGUUUACUAAACAUAUAUAAAUGAGGGUGAAACUAUAAGUUAAAUAAUAUUCCUCACCAAUAUGCUGGUAAGCAUUAAAAUGAGUUCCUAAGGAAAUGAUUAAUUUUUUUUUCCCUUUACGCUUUUUGAAAAUAACUCUAGAUGUCUUGAGCCACAGUUAAUUUAGAUUUUCCUUGGAAACAGAAUGUUAUACAUUUUAGAGUUCCCUUCUACCCUUAAAGUUACAAGUCUUUAAACAAAAACAAUAUUCUUAAAAAAGACCUUUUGAGAAAUCUAAAUACAAAUUAAUUUAAGGGGCACCUGGGUGGCUCAGAAGGUUAAGUUGGCCCUUGUCUGACUCUUGACUUUGACUCGGGUCCUGAUCCCAUGGUUCCUGAGCUCAAGCCAGACUCCACGUUCAGACUCCAUGUUCACAGCAUGGAACUUAUUUGGGAUCCUCUCUCUCUCUCUGCCUCUCCCCAGCUCAUGCUCUCAAAAUAAAUAAAUAAACUUAAAAAAAAAAAAAAAGGAAAAAUUAAUUUAGACUAUGAGAUUAGGCUGCUAAGUUGAUACAUAGGUUUGUGGGUUUUUUUCCCUUCUUGCUCAUAUUUCUACUAUUUUUCCCAAAGUUUUAUAAUUUUGAAACUCUCCAAGGAACUGACGCAGUUUCAUUUUUAAUGCUUCAGAAAACCUAAAGUGAUUGGUGCUAGGGAUAAAAGAAUGGAAUGAAUUAAGGUAAGGUUUUUUUCCCAGCAAAAUAAAUGUUCAGAAUUUAAAGAUUUCUCUUAAUUUGUUAUACUCUAUGGAUCCACAAAUUUAUCAGAUGAAUAAGAAAUAUCCCUGUGAGUUUCUAUGAUCACUAAAAUUACUAAGUCAUAGAAAAUAAUUUUGAGGAAGACAAAGCAGCAACAUGCUGUAUCGAUGACUUGUUACCAAAUUUUCCUGUUUUGAAAUUUCUUUUAUCUGUUCUUUUUUUUUUAAGGUUAUAUUUCCUUUAUUUCUUAUUUGCCUUCUUUUACCAUUUUUUCUUAGUUUUUUUUUUCCUUCUCAUGAUUCAUAAAAGUUGUAAGGAAAUUUCUAAGAUCUACAAACGUUUUAAGAAAAUCUGUUACAUCCAUAAAAUUUGUAGGAAAAUAAUUAGUAAAAUAUAACAAAAAUAAAUAGCAUAGAAUAAUACAAAUAGUAAAACAUUAAAAUUUCCAAACAGUUAUUUACAGAAGUUACAUCAAAUUUCUUUUCUUAUAUAUCUAUGUCUUACUAUCAUAAUAUCUGCUAGCUUGUAAAAUAAAUGUGUUAUAACCUCUUCCAGGUUUUUAAUAUGUUAAGCUCAGACAUUAUGCUUUUCCCUAUAUUAUUAUAUAUCAUAAUAAAGGGCCUAUUUCUGUGGACCUCUAUGAAAUAUUACCCAAAAUAUAGAAAUGCAAUAUUCCAUAACAUAAAAUAACUUAAUCAUCAAUAUUUAGAAAAUAAGUGGACAUUUUCAAUUUGUCUGUUUGCUGUUUCUCAUUACUAUGAAAAUGAAUCUCAUGCAGGAGUGGGGGCAUUACUGGCCUCUCUGGCCAUUUUUGAAUAUCCAAAUCAUAAGAGUAUACUACUGGCAAUUGUGGCUGGGUUCAGAGACAUUUUGCCUUGCACACAACUGUCUGCAUAAUAAAUAAUUACCAGGUCUCGCUGUGUAUUUGAAUGUUCUUCCAGACAUUUAUGAAGUGAAACAUAUGUAAAUAAUAAUUAGAGCAGUUAGUCAGGUUUUAUUCUAUUUUCAUAAACACAGUGUUUUUUGGUAUAGUUUUAAUUUUCUGAAUUUUCCACAAAUGUAGCUACCAUGCCAUGGAUAUUGAGGAAAGAUUUUAUUAUGUUUUCCUCAGAACUUUACCAAGAGUUGUUCAUUCCUUUGGAAAAUCACAUUAUCAAUGGUGACACCAUCUAUGGCAUUAAAAUACAACAGAACAAACCUGCAAACAAUAUUUGUAGCUGUUGUAUUCAGGUAGAUACUAGAAAUAGGUGCCAACAUCAGACUGCCUGAUUUUGUCUCCUUUGGUGAUCAUGUCUGAGCAUUUACACAUUGAAAUAUAUUAAAUAUAUAUAUACUACUUUAUUACAAAUAACUGUCUUCUUCAUUAUUCAUUUGUUACAGUUAGAACAUUAUAUAUUUAAUACUGUAAGAAGGUUAUAUUAUCUGUGAAUUUUGUUUUAAAAUGGUAAAAGUGUUACCAAAUAUUUGCAAUAAAAAGUAAGGUUUGGGGUCUGCAAUCAUUGAGACCAACUGAGCCAGCAAAGAGUCAAUUUAAAAGGCGGAUUUAUCAAUUAUGACAUUAUGAACAGAAAAAAUAUUCUUAUAUUUCAGGAAUACUUAAACCUCAGGUUGAUUCAAUUCUAAACUAUUUCAUUUCUGCAGUGAUUAAAUGUAACUUUUUAGAAAAUAUAUAUGUGUAUUUUCUUUUUUGAUAAGACAAAGGCACUUCCCUUUGGGGGAACUCACGACUCUCAAAUUGGCUCAUGGUCAAUAUCUACCAGAUUUUAAACCCAGGGAUAAUGACA